ACAAGGGCCAUCUCACCCACCAUGGCUUCCGUCCCGAGUGUGCAAUGCUUCGGCAAGAAGAAGACGGCUACCGCUGUCGCCCACUGCAAGCAAGGCAAGGGCCUCGUCAAGGUCAACGGCCAGCCCCUCUCUCUGGUGCAGCCUGAGAUCCUCCGCUUCAAGGUCUACGAGCCCCUCCUGAUCGUCGGCGUCGACAAGUUCGCCGGUGUCGACAUCCGUGUCCGCGUCUCUGGCGGUGGUCACACCUCGCAGGUCUACGCCAUCCGCCAGGCCAUCGCCAAGUCCAUCGUCGCCUACUACCAGAAGUACGUCGACGAGCACUCCAAGAACCAGCUCAAGCAGGCUUUCGUCCAGUACGACCGGGCGCUCCUGGUUGCCGAUAACCGCCGCGCAGAGCCCAAGAAGUUCGGUGGUCGUGGUGCCCGUGCCCGUUACCAGAAGUCUUACCGUUAA
Messenger RNA from Penicillium lagena, 453 nucleotides. Its product is annotated as 40S ribosomal protein uS9. Gene Ontology annotation, molecular function: structural constituent of ribosome; RNA binding. NCBI's taxonomy places the organism in Eukaryota, Fungi, Ascomycota, Eurotiomycetes, Eurotiales, Aspergillaceae. The transcript is spliced from 4 exons. Gene Ontology annotation, biological process: maturation of SSU-rRNA from tricistronic rRNA transcript (SSU-rRNA, 5.8S rRNA, LSU-rRNA); translation. The record is from RefSeq and is a predicted model, not a curated record. Bases 22 to 453 code for a protein of 143 amino acids. Gene Ontology annotation, cellular component: cytosolic small ribosomal subunit; ribosome.